AGAGAGCUGCAGAGUGCAGACCUGCUCACAGAGGAGAGAGUAAGACUGAUAGCAGCAGGGAAAGAACAGACACCUGAGGGGAGACUGAGAGGACAAAAGAAAGACAGAAAUUGAAGUUGCUAAAGUUUUAAAGGAUAAUUCCACAUAAAAAAAAAAAAAAAAAUAGAAGAAAGUAAGUGAGAAAAGCUGCUGAGAAGGGUCUGCCUCAAACAUGUUCCUCCUUCUGUCACUGUGCAUGUGCAGCCUCCUGCUGCGAGGUGACGCUCAGGACCGGGCGUCUGUGUGGAGGGGCAACGACCGAAGCGGCCGAUGCCACUACUCCUUCACCGUGCCCAGCCCCGUGGAAGCCAGCUGCCCCCAGGUGGGAGGUCCGGAGGUGGAGGGCCUGAAAGCCAGGCUCGGCCUCCUGGAGGCGACGGUGUCCAGGCUGAGCGGCGGGGACAGCGUGCCCCCAGGCGGCCAGCGGGCGCAGCCUGAACUUCAGGAGGCGCUCGACCGUGCCGUGGGAGAGAGGGACGCGCUGCGGGGGGAGAAGGAGCGCCUGCAGAGGGAGGUGGAGGGGCUUCAGCGCAGGAUGGAGGAGAUGAGGAGGGAGACGGAGAGGCUGAGGAGCAAACCCUGUCCCCCUCAGACCCCCGCAGUUCCACCCGGCCCCGGUCUGCAGGACGGGGGCCCAAUGAGACCUGGCUCCAGUCCCUUGUCUCACCUGAUGGGCAGGCCCAACAGGCAAGGAGACAGCAGCAGUCUGAGAGAUUCGGCGUGGCAGUUUGGAGGUCCCAGCUUCCAGGAGCUGAAGGCUGAGGUCACGGAGAUACCCGCUCCAGAUGGCAAUGAUGACAACACAGGUUGUGGGGAGCUGGUUUCAGUCGGUGAGCCCGUUACUCAUAGGAAGGCCGACAACAUCGCAGGUAAAUAUGGCGUCUGGAUGCAGGACCCUGAGGCCGAUUCCCCUUACGGACCUAACAUGGUAUGGCGUAUCGAUACUGUUGGCACUGACGUCAGGCAGCUGUUCGGGUACGAUGACAUGGAGCAGCUCUCUAAAGGCUUUCCAUCUAAGGUCCUGCUGCUGCCAGAGCUGGUAGAGAGCACAGGCGCCACUAUGUAUAAAGGCUCCCUGUAUUACCAGAGGAGACGCAGCCGCACCCUCAUCCGCUACGACCUGGCCUCCGAGAGCAUCGCCGCCCGCCGUGACCUGGUCCACGCCGGCUUCCACGGCCAGUUCCCCUACUCCUGGGGAGGCUACACGGACAUCGACCUGUCCGUGGACGAGAAGGGGCUGUGGGCCGUCUACUCCACCAGCAAGGCCAGGGGGGCGAUCGUGAUCUCGCAGCUGGACCCGCACAACCUGGAGGUGAAGAAGAGCUGGGAGACGAACAUCAGGAAGAACUCCGUGGCCAACUCCUUCAUGAUUUGCGGCCGGCUGUACACACUGGGCAGCUACACGGCCCGCGACACCAUCAUCAACAACAUGUACGACACCGAAGCCGGCCAGGGGAAGGCUCUGGCCAUCCCCUUCAAGAACAAGUACGGCUACAACAGCAUGGUCGACUACAACCUGGCGCAGAGGAAGCUCUUCGCCUGGGACAACUUCCACAUAGUGUCCUACGACCUCAGGAUGCGUCGCCAGCAGGCCAACUGAGGCCAACGCCAGAGACUGUUGAAAAGUGACAUUUGCUCACCUGUUCCUGCUUCAAAGACUCACAGCUUUAGAACAUAACACAAGCGUCAGCAGUAGCUAGAAAGCCGACACCAUCAGCAUCCACGUCAAGACGAGCCUAACUACCGUACUCCGUUUGAGGAACAGUGUCUCCAGCAGGUCUGCUUUUUGUUCUGAGAGGGAGGGCUUCUACCGUGGUGCCGUCCACUAACGUGUUUUUAGAGGAAUUAUUUUUGUACUGCCUUUAAUGUAUGAUUUUGUUGUUUCCUUGUCAAACUAUAUAUGAACAUAUAUGAGGUCAGAAAGUGGGGUGAUUAACUUAAAGUUUAUGACACAAACUCUUAUGUACUACAUGCCCUGAAGUCUUUCACACAUAAACUGAGCUCUCACUACUGCAUAGCUGUAUUAUUUGUGUAAUCAGCAUAAUGAUGUAAUGUUCAAAAUCAUGAAAUAAACUUCACCCUCAGUUACAACA
This is a messenger RNA of Mugil cephalus (flathead mullet), 2132 nucleotides long. RefSeq names its product myocilin (gene myoc). Gene Ontology annotation, cellular component: Golgi apparatus. The transcript is spliced from 5 exons. Gene Ontology annotation, biological process: signal transduction; osteoblast differentiation. The coding region runs from base 212 to 1639 and encodes 475 amino acids. Lineage: Eukaryota; Metazoa; Chordata; Actinopteri; Mugiliformes; Mugilidae. The record is from RefSeq and is a predicted model, not a curated record.